AUGAAAUGUCCUCCUGGUCCUAAAGGGGACAAAGGUGAUUCGGGGCCAAGAGGUGAACAGGGCCCAGUGGGGAAACAAGGUGAAUCCGGAACAAAGGGAGCUAAUGGCGACAAAGGUGACAAAGGCGACCAGGGUGAUAAGGGCGACAAAGGUGACCAGGGUGACAAAGGUGACCAGGGUGACAAAGGUGACCAGGGUGACAAGGGCGACAAAGGUGACCAGGGUGAUAAGGGCGACAAAGGUGACCAGGGUGACAAAGGUGACCAGGGUGACAAAGGUGACCAGGGUGACAAAGGUGACAAGGGUGACAAAGGUGACAAGGGUGACAAAGGUGACAAGGGUGACAAGGGUGACAAAGGUGGCAGUGGCGAGAAUGGUGACCAGGGCGACAAUGGUGACCAGGGCGGCAAUGGUGAUCAGGGCGACAAUGGUGACAACCAACGUCCUAAUAAUAGCACAACUCAACAAGGCUUGUCGCUCUCGGAGCUCGAAGCCCUUCGGCUUUGCCAGCCCAAGUCAAAUACCGAUGGCAAAGAAGUCAAGGUUGGCGGUGUGACAUACAAGAUAAAAUGUCGGCGAGUCAUUGCCGGGGAAAAAUACAGUGUAUUCAACACGCAUCGUCUUGAAGAGGCUAUGGUCAUUUGUUCAACCCUGCCCGGCUGUGAAGCAGUCGGCGCUAGUGGAAGUUCCAUCGUCACAUGGAACCCCAAUCGUGAUGUCGAAACAGCCCCAUCACCUGAAGGAAUAGUUGCUGUCGCAAUGCAGGCGCGACCAUCGAAAGACAUUCCGCCAAACAUCAAGAAGGCUCGAGGGAGCGAAUGCCCAGACAUUCAUGGAUCAACACUGGAUGUAGGUGGCGUCAAAUAUGAGAUCUUCUGCACAAGCAAGAGGAACACGCUCAAAGACCCCGUGAAAACAAUGAGUGCGGAGAAAAAUGUUUUCGAAUGUCUUGCACUAUGCUCCUCAGAGUCCACCUGCAGAGUUAUUGCGCCAACGGGGCCCACACAGAAGUGCUCAAUUUCUGACAAGCAGGAGUCAGGAUUUGAAAACGAUCAAGGGGAGAGUAGGAUCUAUUGGGUUGCUCGUGCCAUGAAUAGGGGUUAA
Molecule: messenger RNA, 1104 nt
Organism: Penicillium robsamsonii
Lineage: Eukaryota; Fungi; Ascomycota; Eurotiomycetes; Eurotiales; Aspergillaceae
Product: collagen-like triple helix repeat-containing protein
Exons: 2
Coding region: 1-1104 (367 amino acids)
Source: RefSeq, a predicted model, not a curated record